AAUUCCUAAAACCCUUUCUCCACCCAUAUGCAUGUGACUCAAAAAAAACUAAAACCCCACACAUUGCAACCAACAACACCAAAAAAAAAACAGAAAUACUCAUUCAUUUUUCUCUCUCUUUUCUCUUUUUCUUUUUCACUGUGUUAUUGUGAAUUGAACCUUCAAAUCACUAGCCAUGGCGGCUAUCCAAGAAUCACGGACGGAUCAACCAAAAACAACACCGCCGUUUCAACCACCGCCGCCGUUACUCGUUUCUGAUUCUUACGCUAAAGACGCUAUUCUUGCAUGGUUUCACGGCGAGUUUGCCGCUGCUAACGCAAUCAUUGACUCUCUCUGCGGUCAUCUUGCGCAAGUUGCUUCGUCGUCGAACGAUUAUGAUUUGGCGUUUGCUGCUAUUCAUCGGCGGCGUCUUAACUGGAUCCCUGUUAUUCAGAUGCAGAAGUAUCACUCCAUUGCUGAUGUCACUCUUGAACUGCGUAAGGUCGCUGAGAAGAAAACUGAAUCGGUUGAUGGAGCGAUGAAAACUGUAGAGAGUGAUGGUUUUGAUGAGAAAGUGGUGGAAAGUGUCGGGAAUGGUGGCGAUGACGCGACGGCGGAGGUGACGGUGGAAUAUGAUUCGCCGGACAGUGAGAUCACUGAUUCAGGAUCGCAGGAAAUUCAACACAGUUUCACUAACAAUAGUAUAUGUUCAAAUCAUGAAGAAUGUGAAGGACGUUCUUCACAGAUAAAGUUGACAAAAGGUUUCACAACAAAGGAGAUCCUGAAAGGGCAUCUGGUGAAUGCUGUGAAAGGGUUGAGGUUGUAUGAAGACAUUUUUUCUGAAUCACAACUCUGCAAGCUGAAUGAUUUUGUGAAAGAGAUCCAUGCUGCUGGCCAGAAUGGGGAACUUUCAGGUGAAACCUUCAUACUAUUUAACAAACAGGUGAAGGGGAACAAGAGAGAGCUGAUUCAGUUAGGUGUUCCCAUAUUUGGACAGAUAAAAGACAAUGCAAAACGUAUUGAGCCAAUUCCAUCACUUCUACAUGGUGUCAUUGAUCACCUUAUUCAGUGGGAUUUGAUUCCAGAGUACAAAAGGCCAAAUGGUUGCAUCAUCAACUUCUUUGAAGAGGGGGAGUUUUCUCAGCCAUUCAUGAAACCUCCGCAUUUGGAUCAACCUCUAUCUACCCUUCUUCUCUCUGAAUCUACAAUGGCUUUUGGGCGUAUUCUUAUGAGUGAAGAUGAUGGGAAUUACAAAGGUCCACUUACGCUCUCUUUGAAGCAAGGGUCUCUUUUAGUGAUGAGAGGAAACAGCGCUGACAUGGCAAAGCAUGUGAUGUGUCCAUCUCCUAACAAAAGGGUGAGCAUCACCUUCUUUAGAGGUAGAGAAGACUCCUAUCAAGGCCAAUCAACAAAUCCUCCAACGACGAAAUCUGCGAUGACUCUCUGGCAACCCGACACUGCCAGUCCAUUUGCUUUGCCAAAUGGAGCACUAAGUGGCAAUGAGGCUAUGGAUAUGAUGCCCCCAUGGGGAAUUCUUGGUGCUCCGAUGGUCAUGCUAACCCCUAUGCACCCUAUGACAAUGAAUCCCAGCAAACUUCCUUGCGGAGGGACCGGAGUUUUCUUUCCUUGUUGGAAGGGGCAACCCAGAAAACAGCCAAGGUAUCUUCCACCGCGUGCCCACAAAGGACGAGUUAUGGCAUUACCUUCCCCUGUUAAGUCACACACAGAAGACUCUACUUCUGAACCCACCAUUACUGUUGAAUGAUAGGUAUGAUUUCAGACUCAGAGCAGCCUUGGGUUUAAAGAAACGUAAAUCAGGAAAGGGGGUUUCCCGCCUCAUUUAUGUGCUUUGAACUCUGCAGUAAUUUAUUUUGUUGUACAAAAGGCCCAGGUGCUGCCAGAACAGUUCCUUUCAUCCAUUUUUGUGACAUUUUCCUUGUUGCUUUUAGAUUAGUGUUCGUGAAUAGUUUAUUUUGGAUUCAGAUCAGCUUAUACAAUUUGGAGAGGUCUAGCUAUAGUUUGGCAAAAUGUGAAUUAAUACCAGAGGGUGGAAUUUUGUAUGAAUGGUUAUUUAUAUUUUCAUUUUAGACUAUUUUUAUUUUAGACUCCGAAGAUGCCUAGUUACAGCAUUUACUUGGUUUAAAUUGGUUAUAUAUGUGUGGAUUGGUCGUGUGGAAUAUUAUUAUUAUUAUUAUUAUUAUUAUUAUUAUUAUUAUUAUUAUUAUUA
This is a messenger RNA of Trifolium pratense (red clover), 2206 nucleotides long. Its product is annotated as RNA demethylase ALKBH10B-like. Bases 176 to 1744 code for a protein of 522 amino acids. Lineage: Eukaryota; Viridiplantae; Streptophyta; Magnoliopsida; Fabales; Fabaceae. The transcript is spliced from 7 exons. Gene Ontology annotation, biological process: mRNA catabolic process. The record is from RefSeq and is a predicted model, not a curated record. Gene Ontology annotation, molecular function: mRNA binding; demethylase activity.